This is a messenger RNA of Camelina sativa (false flax), 1207 nucleotides long. The record is from RefSeq and is a predicted model, not a curated record. Lineage: Eukaryota; Viridiplantae; Streptophyta; Magnoliopsida; Brassicales; Brassicaceae.
UUACUUGCCUCAAAAUGCUGGGGCUAUAGCUCGGAAGUACAUAAAGGAUCCUCAGUUAUUGUCUUUCAUUGAUGCGGAGUGUUUCAUUGUGAGUACAGUCAAUGCUCUACAGACGCCGAUGAUCAAUGCAAGUAUGGUUUUAUGUGACAGGCACUAUGGAGGAAUUAACUACCCGGUUGGUGGCGUUGGUGGGAUUGCCAAGUCUUUGGCAGAAGGACUUGUUGAUCACGGAAGUGAUAUACUCUACAAGGCCAAUGUAAAAAGCAUAAUACUUGAUGAUGGAAAGGCUGUCGGUGUUAGGCUAGCAGAUGGAAGAGAAUUUUUCGCCAAAACAAUAAUUUCAAAUGCUACAAGAUGGGAUACAUUUGGGAAACUUUUAAAAGGAGAAAAGCUUCCGAAAGAAGAAGAAAAUUUCCAGAAAGUCUAUGUCAAGGCUCCAUCAUUUCUUUCAAUCCACAUGGGUGUUAAAGCAGAGGUUCUCCCUCCAGAUACAGAUUGCCAUCAUUUUGUGCUUGAGGACAACUGGAAGAAUCUGGAGGAGCCUUAUGGUAGUAUUUUCCUCAGCAUUCCAACCAUUCUUGAUCCAUCUUUGGCUCCAGAUGGUCGACAUAUACUUCACAUAUUUACAACUUCCUCAAUUGAGGAUUGGGAGGGACUCCCUCCAAAAGAGUAUGAAGCGAAAAAGGAAGAAGUGGCUGCUGAAAUAAUACAGAGGCUAGAGAAAAAACUGUUUCCAGGGCUCAGUUCAUCUAUUACGUUUAAGGAGGUGGGAACACCAAGAACACACAGACGAUAUCUUGCUAGGGAUAAGGGAACUUAUGGGCCAAUGCCUAGAGGAACCCCAAAAGGUUUAUUAGGCAUGCCGUUCAAUACAACGGCUAUCGAUGGUCUAUACUGUGUGGGGGAUAGUUGCUUUCCUGGUCAGGGAGUAAUAGCUGUGGCAUUCUCAGGAGUAAUGUGUGCUCAUCGGGUAGCUGCUGAUAUUGGCAUUGAGAAGAAAUCACGGGUACUUGAUGUUGGCCUUCUUGGUAUACUUGGUUGGCUAAGGACACUCGCAUAAAUCUAGUGAUGGUUGUGAUGAAUGACGCAAUGCAAUGAGAAGAGAUAGAUGUGGAAUGAUAUAUACUAAUAAACUAUUGUAUGUUAACUUCAACAUAUUAUAUGAAAAUGAUAUAUACGCAUGCAGCAUGAGCAUGAUUCUUUAUUA